Molecule: messenger RNA, 1515 nt
Organism: Colletotrichum aenigma
Lineage: Eukaryota; Fungi; Ascomycota; Sordariomycetes; Glomerellales; Glomerellaceae
Gene: UAP1
Product: UDP-N-acetylglucosamine pyrophosphorylase
Exons: 1
Coding region: 1-1515 (504 amino acids)
Biological process (GO): UDP-N-acetylglucosamine biosynthetic process
Molecular function (GO): UDP-N-acetylglucosamine diphosphorylase activity
Source: RefSeq, a predicted model, not a curated record
AUGGAGGCAAUCAAGUCUGCUCUCAACAUUGGCUCCAACAAGCCUGCUGCCACCGAGCCUUCUGUCGAGCAGCUCUCUCAGCUCAAGGAGAAGUACGCCAAGGCUGGCCAGGACCAGGUCUUCACCUUCUACGACGACCUCCCCUCUUCCGAGAAGGCUGCCCUCUACCAGCAGCUGUCCGGCUUCGACCCUGAGCACAUCAACAAGAUCACCGACCGCGCCCUUAACCCUCCCAAGACCGACGAUGCCUCCACUCAGUCCGGUCUCGAGCCCCUGCCCGAGUCCGCCACCGCCAGUAUCCUCGAUUCGAAGCCCGAAGAUAUUGAGAGCUGGUACCAGUCAGGUCUCGACCUGAUCGGCCAGAACAAGGUGGCUGUUGUGUUGAUGGCAGGCGGUCAGGGCACCAGACUCGGAAGCUCUGCGCCCAAGGGCUGCUACGACAUUGGUCUUCCCAGCAAGAAGUCCCUCUUCCAGAUCCAGGCUGAGCGUAUUCGCAAGGUCCAGGAGCUCGCGGCCAAGAAGGCCGGCACCAGCAAGGCCGUCGUCCCGUGGUACGUCAUGACCUCCGGCCCCACUCGCGGCCCCACGGAGAAGUACUUCCAGGAGAACAACUACUUCGGUCUGGACAAGUCCAACGUCUUCAUCUUCGAGCAGGGCGUGCUGCCUUGCAUUUCGAACGAGGGCAAGAUUCUUCUCGAGUCCAAGGGCAAGGUUGCAGUUGCCCCUGAUGGCAACGGAGGUAUCUACCAGGCGCUCGUCGUCUCGGACGUGAUGGGCGACAUGCGCAAGAGGGGCAUCGAGCACAUCCACGCCUACUGCGUCGACAACUGCCUCGUCAAGGUUGCUGAUCCCGUCUUCAUUGGCUUCUCUGCCUCCAAGGACGUCGACAUCACCACCAAGGUUGUCCGCAAGCGCAACGCUACCGAGUCGGUCGGUUUGAUUCUGCUCAAGAACGGCAAGCCCGACGUUGUCGAGUACUCCGAAAUUGACAAGGAGACUGCCGAGGCCCAGGACUCCAAGCAGCCCGGCGUCCUCAAGUUCCGUGCCGCCAACAUUGUCAACCACUACUACUCGUUCCGCUUCCUCGAGAGCAUUCCUCAGUGGGCCCACAAGCUGCCUCACCACAUUGCCCGCAAGAAGAUUCCCUACGCGGACCUCAAGUCUGGCGAGACUGUCAAGCCCGAGAAGCCCAACGGCAUCAAGCUGGAGCAGUUCGUCUUCGACGUCUUCCCCAUGUUGGACCUAAGCAAGUUCGCUUCCAUGGAGGUGAAGCGCGAGGACGAGUUCUCGCCCCUCAAGAACGCCCGCGGCACCGGCGAGGACGACCCCGAUACCAGCAAGCGCGACAUCAUGCUUCAAGGCAAGCGCUGGAUCAAGGCCGCUGGCGGCAUCGUCACUGGCGAGAGCACCGAGGACGGUGUUGAGGUCUCGCCUCUUUUCAGCUAUGGCGGCGAGGGUCUGGAGAAGUUCAGCGGCAAGGAGGUCAAGGCUCCCGCCGUGUUGGAGGUUGAGUAA